AUGGCUACAGAUCUAGGAGAAGUACUGGUCCCGUAUAUGCCCACCAUAAGAGUUCCCAGAACAGGAGACAGGGUCUUCAAGAGUGAAUGUGCCUUUUCCUACGAUUCCCCUGAGUCUGAGGGGGGCUUGUAUGUGUGCAUGAACACAUUCCUGGGCUUUGGAAGAGAACAUGUGGAGAGACAUUACCGCAAAACUGGACAGAGCGUUUACAUGCACCUUAAACGCCAUGUGAAAAUGAAAGCAACAGGUGCUGCAGGAGGUGCGGUGCCAAGAAGAAGGAACGGCAAAGUGUUUUUAGAUUUAGAACUUAACCGUGAUUUUAACGGGGAUGAUUAUGAGUACGAGGAUGAAGCCAAACUCGUAAUAUUUCCAGAUCACUUCGAGAUCCCUUUGCCAAAUAUUGAGGAGUUGCCCGCUCUGGUGACGAUAGCCUGUGAUGCAGUUCUCAACGCGGCCUCAGCGUAUAAAAAACAAGAACUGGAUUCCUGGGGAGAGGAAAUUCAAGUGUCCAGACAUGCUAGAAGUCUCAGGCAGCAGGACAACGGUGUCCGAAUCCCACCCAGUGGCUGGAAGUGUGGGAGGUGUGAGAUGAGAGAGAACCUGUGGCUAAACCUGACAGACGGCUCGGUUCUGUGUGGGAAGUGGUUCUUCGAUGGGAGUGGAGGAAAUGGCCACGCACUGGAACAUUACAGAGAAACCAACUUUCCCCUGGCAGUCAAACUGGACACAAUCACCCCGGAUGGAGCAGACAUUUAUUCGUUCGAUGAAGAAGAGGCAGUCCUUGACCCGCACAUCUCCGAGCACCUGGCGCACUUUGGUAUCGACAUGCUGCAGAUGCAAAGGACAGAAAAUGGGCACACAGACAACCACGUUGAGCCGCGUGUGAGUGAGUGGGAGGUGAUUCAGGAGUCUGGGCUCAAACUGAAGGCUGUCUUUGGUUCAGGUUACACGGGCAUUAAAAACCUUGGCAAUAGCUGCUACCUGGGCACUACUAUGCAAGUCUUGUUCAGCAUCCCAGAGUUUCAGAGAGCGUAUGUUGGGAAUCUCCAGAGGAUAUUUGACUACUCUCCCCUAGAUCCCACACAGGAUUUUAACACACAGAUGGCGAAACUCGGCCACGGGCUGCUCUCGGGACAGUACUCCAAACCACCAAUGAAAUCCGAGCUGAUUGAACAGGUGAUGAAAGAAGAAUACAAGCAGCAACAGAAAGGCAUCUCUCCCAAGAUGUUCAAAGCACUCGUCAGUAAGGGACACCCAGAAUUCUCCUCAAACAGGCAGCAGGACGCCCAGGAAUUCUUUCUGCAUUUGAUUAACCUGGUUGAGAGGAACAGUGGAGGAGCAGAGAACCCCAGCGACGUGUUCCGGUUCCUGGUGGAGGAGCGGGUGCAGUGUUGUCAGACACAGAAGGUGCGCUACACCCAGAGGGUGGACUACCUCAUGCAGCUCCCUGCUCCCAUCGAGGCCGCAACCAACAGAGAGGAGCUUAUAGCCUAUGAGGCCAAACGGAAGGAUGCGGAACAGAACAUGCGGACUCCUCCAGACCCUGUGAGGGCCCGCAUCCCCUUCACGGCAUGUCUGCAGGCCUUCACUGAGCCAGAGAACGUUCCGGACUUCUGGAGUUCUGCGCUGCAGGCCAAAUCAGCCGGAGUGAAGACUUCACGUUUUGCAUCGUUUCCUGAGUACCUGGUUGUGCAGAUCAAGAAGUUUACAUUUGGGGUGGACUGGGUUCCGAAAAAGUUAGACAUCUCCAUCGACGUGCCGGAUUUCCUCGACCUGAACCGUCUUCGCGCCACAGGGCUCCAGGCGGGUGAGGAGGAGUUACCCGACAUCACUCCACCUAUUGUCAUUCCAGAGGACACCAGAGAUAGCUCAAUGAACAAUUCUCUAGAAUCUCCAGAAAUAGACGAGUCCUCCGUGAUGCAGUUAGCUGAAAUGGGCUUUCCUCUGGAGGCCUGUCGGAAAGCCGUGUACUACACGGGGAACAUGGGAGCUGAAAUGGCCUUCAACUGGAUCAUAGCCCACAUGGAAGAGCCUGACUUUGCGGAGCCUCUUGUAGUGCCUUCCUUCAUGGAGGCGGACCUGCCCAGCCCCAGCCUCCCCAUGGCCUCCCCACUAGAUAACCAGCCUCCAGAGGAGAGCAUUGCCAUCCUCACCUCCAUGGGCUUCCCCAGGAACCACACUAUCCAGGCCCUCAGAGCCACCAACAACAACUUGGAGCGAGCUCUCGACUGGAUCUUCACCCACCCAGAGUGUGAGGACGAGAGCGAGGCGAUGUCAGACAUGGCGGACACGGAGCCCAACGACAACGCCUUCUCCAACGCCAACACCCACAGUGACUCCUCCCUCUCCCCAGACCAGGACCCCUCAGGACCCCGCAUCAGAGACGGCCCUGGGCGAUAUGAACUGUUUGCUUUUAUAAGUCACAUGGGAGCAUCCACGAUGUCAGGUCACUAUGUCUGUCACAUCAAAAAGGAGGGAAGAUGGGUGAUUUACAACGACCACAAAGUAUGUUUGUCAGAAAGGCCUCCGAAAGACUUGGGCUACAUCUACUUCUACCGACGACUAUCUUCAAGGCCAGGACCUUCACACCUUCAUCCUUAG
Messenger RNA from Chanos chanos (milkfish), 2601 nucleotides. It is a transcript of the gene usp13, whose product is annotated as ubiquitin specific peptidase 13. Lineage: Eukaryota; Metazoa; Chordata; Actinopteri; Gonorynchiformes; Chanidae. The transcript has 21 exons. The coding region runs from base 1 to 2601 and encodes 866 amino acids. The record is from RefSeq and is a predicted model, not a curated record. Gene Ontology annotation, molecular function: protein binding; cysteine-type deubiquitinase activity; zinc ion binding. Gene Ontology annotation, biological process: protein deubiquitination.